Linum trigynum is the source of this 441-nucleotide messenger RNA. Lineage: Eukaryota; Viridiplantae; Streptophyta; Magnoliopsida; Malpighiales; Linaceae. The record is from the annotation of a GenBank genome assembly.
AUGGCGCUGUUCUUAUGCGUGUGCGAGAAUGUUCUCACGGAUGGAUUGCGAAGAGUGAAAGUCCUUGGGAUUAUUGAACGUAAAUCUGUGCACGAGCCUAUGCAAACAGGAUUGAAAGUCGUAGAUAGUUUGGUUCCUAUAGACCGUGGUCAACGGGAACUUAUAAUCGAGGACCGACUCAACCUGAUUGAUCCUGUAUAUCACUCCGAUCGAUCCCCUACCAGUACCAGGCUUGCUAUUCUCAAGUGGGUUUGCCCUUGGCUUAGGGGUGGGCGUUUGGUCGGGGUGCCCACCGCCCACCGGUUGUUUAUGGCUUUUCCAUUGAGUGUCUUUGAGUUCGCCGUAAUUGGAUCAGAGAAGAAUCUGAAUUGUCCAUUUCUUUACAAUUCAUGGUGGCCUAGCCUGUCGAAUAAACAAGGUCUCCAUACUUAUAAAUGUUGA